AGCAAAACUCGACCACACGGAAAGUGUCAGGCCAGCGUUCUUAACGGAACUACAUUAUAGGCGCAGCUAGCGAGAGACACACAACCAUGCCUCUCCUUCCCGCCAUCGUAGUUCUUCUGUGUUCCGUCUGGACAACCGACGCACAGACAGGCGAAUGCUGCGCCAAGAACUGUUGCACGUUCAAGUGUUGCCAAGAACGAGGACUCGCUAACAAGAUACCAGUUGAUCCUGCAGCCACCGGCAGCAUUGGCGUGGGAGGCAGUGACCCCACUCGCGGCACAGGUUCAACCACUGCCUACUUCUAUGACACUGCAGUGGGGCCAAACGCAAUCGGGGGAGGAUAUAGGAACCAAGGUUCGGGAGGAAAUCCCACGGGGUUGUUCCCCUACCCUGAGGAGGUGGUGAACUACCUCGACCUGUCAGCUACAUCCGGUAUGGGAUCAUCCAGGGCUGAUGCUGUUGCUGCAGCGGCUGAAAAUGCAGAGCGACAAGCCGAGGCCAUUAAUGAGGCGGCAUCAGGAUUGAGAAAAAACCUCGAAAGAGCAGGAAUAUCCUCAGAUUUGCAAAUGGCUGCAGCUCUCUCAGGUGGACCUAUGUCGAUGAAUGUUUUAGGAGGCGGUGUCGGUGGACGCACCGUGAGUGGGACAAGUUCAAGUUCUGGAUCUGCAAUGAACACACUUGUGCAAUUUGGUGGAGGCUUUGCUGACCCUCAGACAAACGCAUUUUCCCAAGCUGAUGCCGAAGCACGAGCCAAAGCUGGUGUUCAAGCACAAGCACAACCAGGUGCCGCUGCCCAAAUUGGGGCUGCACCACGUUCACAAGCUGAGGCACAAGCCAUCGCAGAGGCUCAAGCACAAGCACAAGCACAAGCUCAAGCACAAGCACAAGCACAAGCACAAGCACAGGCACAGGCACAGGCUCAGGCACAAACUCAGGCACAAGCUCAAGCACAAGCACAAGCUCAAGCACAGGCACAGGCUCAGGCACAAACUCAGGCUCAAGCUCAGGCACAGGCACAGGCACAGGCACAAGCUCAGGCUCAAGCUCAGGCACAAGCACAGGCACAGGCACAGGCACAAGCUCAAGCUCAAGCUCAGGCACAAGCACAGGCUCAGGCUCAGGCUCAGGCACAGGCUCAGGCACAAGCUCAGGCUCAAGCUCAGGCACAAGCACAGGCACAAGCUCAGGCUCAAGCUCAGGCGCAAGCUCAGGCUCAAGCACAGGCACAAGCUCAGGCUCAGGCUCAGGCUCAGGCUCAAGCUCAGGCUCAAGCUCAAGCUCAGGCUCAGGUACAGGAAAAGGGUGGAAUCCAGGCCCUUCCGGGACACCCCGGUUCAGGAAUGCAGAGUAACCAAGCCGGCACCACAAACCUAGAAGCAGCUGCUCUUGCUAUGGCUGAGGCUGUUGCCGCCGCCGAGGCAGCUCAGUCAGCUGCUGAAGGAGCUAAUGUCACACCUAAUGUCGAUGGAUUUACCAAUUUCUUCAACAAGCCGGCUUUCCUAGAUGCCCAGGUCGACCCGGAGAUAAAGGCAAAUGUUAAUCUAAACAGCGUGGAACCCGUGAAAGGGGCACAAUCAGAAAUAAAUCUUUUAGGAUCGUUUGGUAUGGGAAACAAUUCCCCAUCGUGGGCUGGGCCAGGAGGAAGUUCGGCAGUAGGUUCAUCACAAGCAACAGGAGGUUCACAAGCAGUCUUGUCACAGGAAGGGGCUCAAGCAUUUGGCUCAGCACAAGCUACCGGGGGCUCACAGGGGAUAAGCAACAUUGUUGCAGCAGAAGGGGGAAACGCAGUUGGUGUGGCACAAGCUAUAGCAGAGGCACAGGCCAUGGCAAAUGUUAUUGCGGCGGAAGGCGCUCAAGCAUCUGGAUCUUCACAGGCUGCAGGACGCUCACAAUCUGUUGCUAAUGUUUUAGCUGCAGAAGAAGCUCAAGCAAUAGCUAUGGCACAAGCUAUAGCAGCUUCGGAGGCAGUUGCUGAUAUUAUAGAUGAAGGAGCACAAGGGAUGGGUUCGGCACAAGCAUCAAGCGGUUCACAAGCAGCAACAAACAUUGCAGCAACAGGAACGGCUCAAGCAACAGGUUCAUCCAAGGCUGGGAGUGGUUCACAGUCAAUGACCAACCUUUUAGCAGCUGAGGAAGCUCAAGCGAUAGCAAUGGCAGAAGCAAUAGCAGCUUUACAGUCGAAUGCUGAUACUACCGCUGCAGGAGGAUCUCAAGCUGUUGCCGGUGGACAGGCAGUUUCUAGUGCUCAGGCAGUGGCAGAGGCCAAUGCGAUAGCAAAUGCUCAGGCCGCCGCUCAAGCACCAGCAGGUCUAGGGUCACAGGCGGACGCAGUUGUUCAAGCAGCAGCUGAAGCACAAGUAAUGGCUAAUGCCAUUGCAGCUGCUGAAGCACAGGCGUUGGCUAUAGCACAAGCAGAAGCCAAUGCACAAGCAGCCACUGGGGCUCAAGCAGGUGUUCCGGUAGGUUCUAAUGCAGCUCUGACAGAUGAGCAGGCGCUUGCUCAAGCCAUGGUCCAGUCACAAGCACAGAUCCAAGUCCUUACCCAGUCCUUCUCAGCUGCAGAUGUGCGUGUAAAAGCACAUGCCAUAGCACAAGCCCAGGUAGCAGCGACAUUGCAGGCCCUGGUUCAGGCUGAAUCAGGAGCUCUUUCAACAGCGGAAGCACAAGCAUGGGCCCAGGCGAAGACAGCAGCAGAUUCUCAAGUACAACUUUGGGGUCAAGCACAGACAUAUGCAGUGGCAGAGGCUACUGCUUUAGCCGAGGCAGUGGCAUCAGCUCAAUCGAUACUGCAAGUUAACACUCUAGCAGAAGUACGGGCAUUCGCAAAGGCACAGGCCGAUGCAGAAGCAAACGCUGCCAUCGCUGCUGAAACUGAGGCAAAAGCUAUUGCAGACAUACAAACUGUUGCAGCCAUUCAAGCCCAAGCUGAAGCACAGGCUCGGGCACUAGCGACAGGGAAUGCACAAGGUGGUGCACAGUCACAAGCACAGGCACAAGCUCAAGCACAAGCACAAACAGGGUCCGAGGCACAAGCACAAGCUCAGGCACAGGCACAAGCACAAGCACAAGCUCAGACACAAACUCAAGCACAAGCACAGGCCCAAGCUCAGGCACAAGCUCCAGCUUCAGCCCAAGCUCAAGCACAAGCACAAGCACAAGCGCUGGCAAUAGCGCAAGGACAAGCAGGAACACAGGCCGGAACACAAACUCAAGCACAGUCACAGGCUCAGGCACAAUCACAAGCACAAGCAGGUUCCGAAGCACAAGCACAAGCUCAGGCACAAGCUCAAGCACAGGCACAAGCACAAGCUCAGGCACAAGCACAAACACAAGCUCUAGCACAAGCACUAGUUAAAACCCAAACAGAGGACGACGAUCAAGCGAAGGCACAAGCUCUAGCACAAGCACAAGCUCAAGCUCAAGCACAAGCACAAGCACAAAUUCAAGCAGAGGCCGAGGCACAGGCACAAGCUCAGGCUCAGGCACAAGCUCAGGCACAAGGUCAAGCACAAGCAGAGACGCAAGCACAGGUUCAGACACAAGCUCAGGCACAAGCUCAAGCUCAAGCUCAGGCUCAGGCACAAGCACAAGCACAAGCACAAGCUCAGGCACAAGCACAAACAGGGGUCGGGGCACAAGCACAAGCCCAGGCACAGGCACAAGCCCAAGCUCAAGCUCAAGCUCAGGCACAAGCACAAACAGGGACCGAGGCACAAGCACAAUCUCAGGCACAGGCACAAGCACAAGCUCAGACACAAGCUCAAGCACAAGCUCAGGCACAAGCUCAGGCACAAGCACAAGCACAAGCUCAGGCACAAGCUCAAGCACAAGCUCAGGCACAAGCUCAAGCUCAAGCACAAGCACAAGCUCAAGCACAAGCUCAAGCUCAAGCUCAGGCACAAGCACAAACAGGGGUCGGGGCACAAGCACAAGCUCAGGCACAGGCACAAGCCCAAGCACAAGCACAAGCACAAGCUCAGGCACAAGUUCAAGCACAAGCACAAGCUCAGACACAAGCACAAGCUCAGGCACAGGCACAAGCUCAAGCACAAGCACAAACAGGGGCCGAGGCACAAGCACAAGCUCAGGCACAGACACAAGCUCAAGCACAAGCUCAGGCACAAGCACAAGCUCAGACACAAGCUCAAGCACAAGCUCAGGCACAAGCACAAGCACAAGCUCAGGCACAAGCUCAGGCACAAGCUCAAGCACAAGCACAAGCUCAGACACAAACACAAGCUCAGGCACAAGCACAAGCACAAGCUCAGGCACAAGCUCAAGCACAAGCACAAGCUCAGGCACAGGCACAAGCACAAGCUCAGACACAAGCUCAGGCACAAGCACAAGCACAAGCUCAAGCACAAGCACAAACAGGGGCCGAGGCACAAGCACAAGCUCAGGCACAGGCACAAGCACAAGCACAAGCUCAGACACAAGCUCAAGCACAAGCUCAGGCACAAGCACAAGCACAAGCUCAGGCACAAGCUCAAGCUCAGGCACAAGCACAAGCUCAGGCACAAGCACAAGCUCAGGCACAAGCUCAAGCACAAGCACAAACAGGGGCCGAGGCACAAGCACAAGCUCAGGCACAGGCACAAGCACAAGCUCAGACACAAGCUCAGGCACAAGCUCAAGCACAAGCUCAGGCUCAGGCUCAAGCACAAGCUCAGGCUCAGGCUCAAGCACAAGCAGAGGCAGGGGCACAAGCUCAAGCACAAGCACAAGCACAAGCUCAAGCUCAAACAGAGGCCGAGGCACAAGCUCAGGCUCAGGCUCAAGCACAAGCUCAAGCCCAGGCUCAAGCUCAAGCAGAUGCCGAGGCACAGGCUCAGGCACAAGCUCAGGCUCAAGCACAAGCUCAGGCACAAGGACAAGCUCAGGCUCAAGCACAAGCUCAGGCACAAGCACAAGCAGAGGCACAAGCUCAGGCACAAGCUCAGGCUCAAGCUCAAGCACAAGCUCAGGCACAAGCUCAGGCUCAAGCUCAAGCACAAGCUCAAGCUCAAGCAGAGGCACAAGCUCAGACACAAGCUCAAGCACAAGCUCAAGCACAAGCAGAGGCACAAGCUCAGGCACAAGCUCAGGCUCAAGCUCAAGCACAAGCUCAGGCACAAGCUCAAGCUCAAGCAGAGGCCGAGGCACAAGCUCAGGCUCAAGCUCAGGCACAAGCCCAGGCGCAAGCUCAGGCACAAGCUCAAGCUCAAGCUCAAGCAGAGGCAAAGGCGCAAGCUCAGGCACAGGCUCAGGCACAGGCGGAUGCUCAAGCUCAAGCUCAGGCACAAGCGGAUGCUCAGGCACAAGCUCAGGCACAAGCCCAAGCAGAGGCCGAGUCACAAGCACAAGCACAAGCACAAGCACAAGCUCAGGCACAAGCACAAGCACAAGCUCAGGCACAAGCCCAAGCACAAGCUCAGGCACAAGCUCAAGCACAAGCUCAAGCAGAGGCCGAAGCACAAGCUCAAGCUCAGGCACAAGCUCAGGCACAGGCACAGGCUCAAGCACAAGCACAAGCUCAAGCACAGGCUCAGGCUCAAGCACAGGCUCAGGCACAAGCGGAUUCUCAGGCACAAGCUCAGGCACAAGCUCAAGCAGAGGCCGAGGCACAAGCUCAGGCUCAGGCUCAGGCUCAAGCUCAAGCACAAGCUCAGGCACAAGCACAAGCACAAGCUCAGGCACAAGCUCAGGCUCAGGCUCAAGCUAAAGCACAAGCUCAGGCUCAAGCAGAAGCGGAAGCUCAAGCUCAAGCUCAAGCUCAAGCUCAAGCACAAGCACAAGCUCAGGCACAGGCACAGGCACAGGCACAGGCACAGGCUCAAGCACAAGCAGAAGCCCAAGCUCAAGCACAAGCGCGUGCCGAAAGAGAUCUUAAAGCUUUGAAGAAACUCAAGGAACAAGCAGAAUCAAAUAUCAGGGCAUUUUCGCAAGUAUUGGCUGCCGCAGAUGCCGAGGCCCAGGACUAUACCAGCACUCUAACAAAGACUGUCGCAAGGGCGAAUUCACUGGCUCAGGCACAGGCAGCAGCUAAGUCAAAAGAUGAGGAGGAUGAGUUUGCUUUUGCCAAAGCAGCUGCAGAUACGUUGGUCCAUGUAUUAACACAAACACAGGCACACGCAACAGCAGAAGCCACCGCCUUUGCUGCUGCCUUAGAUGCUACCACAGGCAUAAUCCAAGCAGAUACUAUUGCACAGGCACAAUCACUAGCACAGGCUCGGGUAACUGCAGAAGCUCAAGCCCGAGCAGAAGCUGAAGCUAAAUCGCAAAUAGCAGCACAAGUUCAAAAAGCUACAGAUGCACUGGCUAAGGCGGAAGCAAAAGUACUAGCAGUAUCGAUGGCAAAAGUAGACGCAAAGGCAGCUGCACAGGUACAGGCUAAAGCAGAAGCUAAAGCAACAGCAGAAGCAGAAGCUAAAACAGCUGCAAAGUCGCUGGCACAAGCGCAAGCGAGCGCGGCUGCUCAGGCAGAGGCACAGGCUCAAGCGCAAGCGAGCGCGGCCGCACAGGCGCAGGUCCAAGCGCAAGCGAGCGCGGCUGCUCAGGCACAGGCACAGGCUCAAGCGCAAGCAAGCGCGGCCGCACAGGCGAAGGCACAAGCGCAAGCGAGCGCAGCUGCACAGGCGCAGGCACAAGCGGAUGCACAGGCAGCAGCACAAGCUAAGGCACAAGCUAAGGCAAAAGCGCAGGCCCAAGCACAAGCAGCUGCUCAGUCACAAUCAAGCAGUAACACAACAGGCGCAUCUAUGCCCGUGAAGAGGCAUGAUGUCCCCGACUAUCUGACACUGGAUGAACUACGUAUGUCGUUCACGACGGGGAGUUUUGACCGGAACACGUGGUACGGCAUCAACCCUCGCUUCUGUAAUCAGUUCCUGGAGUUCCACAUGAGCGAGAAGGGCGAGUUCUAUGUCGCCAACAGAAUGUGUCCGUAUGGCCUGUUUUGGCUUCAAGAUUACAUGAGAUGCAUGGCUCCAUCUUCUGUUCCCUGCAGCAUUGACCCCUGUCGUAUAAACGGGAAGACAGGCGUGGUGUAUGAUCGACAGGACACGUGCGGCGGCUUCUAUGAGUGUACCCGGGACACCAGCAGCCCCUACAUCUACGCCAAACCCAUGUGUUGUCCCGCCAACUACAGGUUCAACAGCAAGCGCGGCUACUGUGUUCCAGAUAAAAAGUGCACGGAAAAGUGUGGGGUUCCGUCCGAUCUUGCAUCCUCCAGCGGAUGCUCGAAGGUGGCCGUGCCAUUUGACCGCAUGGCCUACUACCAGGUGACCGACAGCCAGAACACCUACGCCCUUCAGGUGAUGCCCUGUCCCCCCGGGACCAUUUUCAGCCCCAUGAAGUGCCACUGCGUCACCUCGGCAAUGCUGGCCGGUCCCGACCUUGUCAACCCUUGCCUUCCUUCUCUGCGGUUUAAUUUCGACAUGGGGAAAGUGGAGGAUGUCAUGCACUCUGGAGCCGCAUUCGCUCAGCGGGAUGUGAAGAUCGUCCGUAAGAAGGGUCGUAUGUGUGCCCGGUUUGGCAAGGGCAGCUUCAUCAAGUUCUGGUCUUUCAGCAACAGGUCGCUCGGGAAGAAGUUUGGCUUGGUGCUUAACUUCCGCAUCAACUAUGUUCCUAACAAGCCUCAGUCCAUCAUCAGCAACUGUAACCGCCCCUCGGUGCAACUGUACAUCGUCGGCAAGACGCUGUACGCACGUGCAAACAAUGUGGAAAUAAAACUACCAUAUAAGAUAGGAAAAUGGAACAAUGUGAAAUAUAUUUUCGAUGCUACCCGCGGAAUGUUUGAACUGAUCUGUAACGACGACGUCCAGAUUGAAGGCGUACCUUCAGGAGAGGGUCUUGCUGCAACAUCGUCCUGCCUAACUAUUGGACUCUGUCUUGAUGGCUCCAGGCAUAUGGAAGGAUUCGAUGGCGAUCUUGAUGACGUUGAGAUAUUCGAGUGUGCACCCUCAGACUCUACAACACCCGACUCCCAGAAUCAGAUCGUGAGCAUCUUUCACUAAUUUAUUAUCAUCCAAUCAUCGGCUGAUAAUGGGUCACGAUGGAAAGAGCGUGGUACCGCCACAUUUCGUCGUCCCAAAGUUCACCAUUUUGUGAUUCCAUUGUGUGCACUCUCAGUUCGGCAACAUCAGGACAGCAAAGACUUUCUUAGACUGCACGGGUGUGAUUGUGACGUCAAAGGUCUUCGUUGUGUUAUGGACGUUCUGGUUUGUGAUGGUAGAAAUAAAUGAAAAUAUGAUUUCCUCUAACCAGUUGUUGAUCAAGCUGGCCAGCUGCCAGUUGCAGACGACUUCCGGUCGCCAUGUUUGUUAUACUUGUCUCCAAACGUGUUUUUACUAUUAAAUUUUUAUGAAAACA
This is a messenger RNA of Haliotis rufescens (red abalone), 8346 nucleotides long. Its product is annotated as retinitis pigmentosa 1-like 1 protein. The coding region runs from base 87 to 7991 and encodes 2634 amino acids. The record is from RefSeq and is a predicted model, not a curated record. Gene Ontology annotation, molecular function: chitin binding. The transcript has 10 exons. Gene Ontology annotation, cellular component: extracellular region. Lineage: Eukaryota; Metazoa; Mollusca; Gastropoda; Lepetellida; Haliotidae.